UGCAGCCCAAAAAUUACAUGCUUGCCGUACUGCCGCCCAAUUGCCUCGCACAAUAAAUAGGAAUUGCUAAGCUAUCCUUUGAACGGCUCACCCACAUGGCGAAUAACGGAUCAAGCUCAGAUGUGGAGCACACUCUACUGUUGCGCCGAACGCCAAAUGGGAACUGAACCACAUAAAAGGGAUCCCCACCCCCGACCGAGCGUGCAAAGGCCAGGCGCUCCUUCGUUCCCCAUCCCUCUUCAACACAGUCGUCCACUUUCUUAUCUCACACCAGCAACCUCAUCGCCUUGUCCUUGUAAAGUCAUCGCUUCUCUCUUGUCAUCCUCACUCUGCGUUUUAUUGACCGGCGACUUUGCCGAUCUCACAUUCGCCAAAGACUUUCGCACUUCUGAUUCAACCAGUUUGACAGGAUGAACGAAUUACCAUCGAGCAAAGUUCUGGAGAUUCCAGAGAUCCUCUGCAUGGUCAUAGACGUUCUGGACGGGCCGAGCCUCAAGACAGCCUCGCUUGUCUGCAAGGCCUGGCACCGACAAACGCGUUUGAUCCUUUGGCGACAACUUGUCAUCCCAAAGGACUGGUAUAACCACGACCUGACCCCACUCUGGUCCACUCUAGACCGACAGGGCGAUGUGAUCAGGGUAUUGAGUCUCGAACUGUCCACGUCUGCUAAGAUGAAGCAAGAGGUAGACAUGGAAUUAAUCAGGAACCAGCUCGCAAGUCUACUCUCCAGAGCACCCAAUCUCGAGUCCCUCAACAUGCAAUUGCCCCGUGAUAUCAAAAGUAACAUCGCCAGAACCAUCGCAGCGCACUCCAAACAGCUCAAGCAACUUGAGACCGACAUCCUGAACUGGGAAUCCGACGACAUGGCUGAUCUUCUCACUGCCUGUCCGAACCUCCGCCAAAUUGCAGGACACAAUUUCUCUGGCGACAUUCUCAAGGCUAUCGCAAGGACACAACCAACCCUCGACAGGCUCGAUUGCACACAUCCACGGUUCGAUGAUGAGGAGCUAAUCGCAUUUGUAAAGCAGUUCCCGGACCUGUUACAGCUCUCUGUCUCGCUACACCAGUUCCUGACGACAAAGGCCCUUAUCGGAAUCGCACAACAUUGCCAGAAGAUUGAGCACUUGGGCUUUCAUUUCUGUCUGGGUCUACAGUCCGUGGGAUUUCAGGCCAUCUUUCAGGUGUCCACCAAUUUGAGAGUCCUCGAUCUAGGCCCUUCAGAAGUCCGGAAUCCCGACAUCGCUUUGGUAGCGGCACAGUGUCCAAGUCUCGAAACUCUCAAGUUGCCCUUCUGUGCCAAUAUCACCCAUGAAAGCAUCAUUGCCAUCGUACAUUCGUGUCAGCAUCUCCGACAUCUGGAUCUCUCAUGGUGUGACAAGGUUCUGCUCUCGAUCUUUGACAUGGAGGCUCCAUGGGUUUGUGAAAAACUCCAGUAUCUCGACAUCUCUGGGAUCCACGCCUUAUAUUCAGUCGAAGCAUCAAUGGCCUCUGCAUUACUUCCGAGCAUGUACCACCAGCUCUCGCUCCUGACUCAGCUCCAGCAUCUCAAGAUCUCGGGGCAUGGAUUUUCGUUACGCCUGCUAGACUUGGGCCGACCGGCCUUGUCCAAUCUGCGACACCUGGAGACACUCGACGUUUCGAAACUAAAGAACCCGAUACCAUGGAGGGGCAUGAUUGAGAUUGGUAAUUUGUUCCCCGGGUUGAAGGAAUUCCAGUUCCGAAGCAGUGAUGUAAUCCCACCAAUCUCGGCCGAAGAAAAAGCAGCGAUCAGGAACGCGACUGAGAGACACGCCAGAGGGGGUCCAUUCACGGCCACACAACCAAUGCCUGGAGAGGCAUCAGACGAAGCAGGGCCUUCGACGUUAGCCGGAAUCUCGUCAGUAGCAUCAUCAGCAGAAGUAGAAGCAACAACAACAGAAGCUAACAUAACACAACCUGCGCCCAAACGCAGGCGAUCAAGGUCACCCAUACCCUCUCCAUCUGGAAUGACCCCAUCCAACGCAAUAUCUCCCGCCGCAAAUGUUACGCGGGACGAUACAGAACCUGUAGUAGAGCAAACGACCGACAGCAGCGAUAUAGCUGAUGAGGAUGAGGACCAGCCGAUGUCCGGAGUUAUGAGGGCGACGCUGCGUUCAGGUCUUGAGAUAUCAUUCCGCAUGAACGGCGAGGACGAGGAAGAAGGACCCGAUGGUGGCGAAGACAUGUGGGGGUUCCCAAACGUUGUGUCGUACUAUGGCUAAAGCCAAGAUGCAUCCCCUUCCCCCCCUCAUCCCUGUAAAUAAAGCCUAUAAUUCACC
Gamsiella multidivaricata is the source of this 2297-nucleotide messenger RNA. RefSeq lists its product as uncharacterized. The record is from RefSeq and is a predicted model, not a curated record. Lineage: Eukaryota; Fungi; Mortierellomycota; Mortierellomycetes; Mortierellales; Mortierellaceae. Gene Ontology annotation, molecular function: protein binding. Gene Ontology annotation, biological process: SCF-dependent proteasomal ubiquitin-dependent protein catabolic process. Gene Ontology annotation, cellular component: SCF ubiquitin ligase complex. The transcript has a single exon. Bases 411 to 2240 code for a protein of 609 amino acids.